CCGCUGUGGAAGUCUGCGAGCGGCGGGGUUAAGCGCGUCGCCGCUGCUCCGGCCUAGGCGCGGGCCCGGGGAGCUGAAUCUGCACCUCAGACCUGGAGCUGCGGUCGCUGCCAUGGGCCUCCGCCUCUGCCCCUACCGCGCCGCACUGCUCCCGAGUGGCCUCCUGUUCCUCCUGAUGCUCGCAGACCCGGCGCUCCCGGCCGGACGUCCCCCACCGGUGGUACUGGUGCCCGGUGAUUUGGGCAACCAGCUGGAGGCAAAGCUGGACAAGCCAACAGUCGUGCAUUACCUCUGCUCCAAGAGGACGGACAGCUACUUCACACUCUGGCUGAACCUCGAACUGCUGCUUCCUGUCAUCAUUGACUGCUGGAUUGACAACAUCAGGCUGAUUUACAACAGGACUUCCCGUGCCACCCAGUUUCCUGAUGGUGUGGAUGUGCGUGUCCCUGGCUUCGGGAAGACCUUCUCACUGGAGUUCCUGGACCCCAGCAAAAGCAGCGUGGGUUCCUAUUUCUACACCAUGGUGGAGAGCCUUGUGGGCUGGGGCUACACACGAGGUGAGGAUGUCCGGGGGGCCCCCUACGACUGGCGCCGAGCUCCAAAUGAAAAUGGGCCCUACUUCCUGGCCCUCCGCGAGAUGAUCGAGGAGAUGCACCAGCUGUAUGGGGGCCCCGUGGUGCUGGUUGCCCACAGUAUGGGCAACAUGUACACGCUCUACUUUCUGCAGCGGCAGCCGCAGGCCUGGAAGGACAAGUAUAUCCGUGCCUUUGUGGCACUGGGUGCGCCCUGGGGGGGCGUGGCCAAGACCCUGCGCGUCCUGGCCUCAGGAGACAAUAACCGGAUCCCAGUCAUUGGGCGCCUGAAGAUCCGGGAGCAGCAGCGGUCUGCCGUCUCCACCAGCUGGCUGCUGCCCUACAACUCUACCUGGUCAUCUGAAAAGGUCUUCGUGCGCACACCCACAGCCAACUAUACGCUGCAGGACUAUCACAGGUUCUUCCAGGACAUCAGCUUCGAAGACGGCUGGCUCAUGCGACAGGACACAGAGGGGCUGGUUGAAGCCAUGGUGCCACCUGGCGUGCGGCUGCACUGCCUCUAUGGCACUGGUGUCCCCACGCCAGACUCCUUCUACUAUGAGAGCUUCCCGGACCGUGACCCUAAAAUCUGCUUUGGUGAUGGUGAUGGCACUGUGAACUUGCAGAGUGCCCUCCAGUGCCAGGCCUGGCACAGUCGCCAGGAGCACGAAGUGUCAUUUCAGGCACUGCCAGGCAGUGAGCACAUUGCAAUGCUGGCCAACGCCACUACCCUGGCCUAUCUGAAACGCGUGCUCUUUGAGCCCUGAUUUCUGUGCCAGGUGGGGCUGUGGGAUGGCUCGGCCACCGCUGCUCUCUUGGCUUGCGGGGCUACCAUGGCCCGUGAGUUUAGCAGUUUAUGACUGACCGUCUAAGGCCUUGGAUCUUGGGUGGUGAAACGCCUGCCACGGGGACAUGCUAUUUCUUAUCCUUCCUCUCUGCGAGUGAGGAAGAUAGAAGUAGUCUGGACUUACUUGAGGGACCCUUGAUAGAAAGAAUGCUGCUGAUGGUGGAAUUGUGACCUCAGGACUGGCUCUGCAGGUGGAUUGGCUGGCACCUAGCCCCAAUCCCCAGCUCUAGGGCCAUAUGUUCCUCCUACCCCUGUGGCCUUUUCACACUUGCUCACCAGGCCCUGGCUCCUCAACCUUCCUAUGAGGGGUAUUACUGAACUGUGGCCCCUAAGAUGGGCUUGUUGUCCCUAGGGUGAACCUUCUCACACACUGGCCACAGGUCAGCCUGCUGCUGGCCAUGGGUGACUGGAGCUAUUGGCUUCCUCGUGGCCUAGCUGCUCAGAUAGGCUGACUAUGGCUUUCUAGGGGCAGCCCAGUUCCCCCUGCAGGCAGGGGUGGGUUGUUGUGUUCUCCAUGGAUUCCAGGCCCUGGGGCAUUCACUCCUACCUCCUUUACCUCUUAGAACAGCCUAGCUCAGAUUGGGCAGCAGGUGGUCCCUGGUUCUGGGGGCUGUGUCCCAGGAGCCCUGAUCUCCUUCAUUGGGCUGUUGCCCACAAGACUGAUGCUGGCUCCCUUCGCCCUGGGACUGUGGUUCAAGCAGGAGAGCAGGGCCCAGUGCCAUGGCCCUUUGGGUAUUCAUGAAGAAAGAGAACUCAAGGAAGCAGCCAGGGCCAUUCCGAGCUGCCAUGAGCUGCCUUCUUGGUAACCCACCACUACAGUCCCACUCUGCUCAAGUGGGCUGGCACAGGGCUGAGAGGAGGUAGGACUCUUUCCUACUCUGCCCAGCACUUGUCCCCACCAGGCAGCUCAGUGGUGUUUUGUCAGCAGGGACUAGCCCAGAAACUUGAGUAGGCCCCUGAGAGCCAGGUGCCUUGGGGGUCCCUUGGGGGUUUUCUUUCUGCUCCAGAGGUGCUGCAUGGAUCUGUGCAUAGCAGGGAUGGAGAAUCUGGAUCUGCCUUGGUGGCAGUGGUCUCCAAGUGGGCAAUGGCUAUAGGCCAAGACUUGGGUCUAGCUUCUAGGGUGGGGCUCCAAAGCCACAGUCAGGCUGGACUGUGCUGCUGUCCUUCAAGGUUUCUGUGGAGUGGAAACAAGGUUUCUCUGUUGCAUUCAUACCCAGCAUCUGUCUCUCCCUUUGUUCUUGAGUUGUGGGCCCCACAUGGGGCUCUGAGCAGGCUGUACCUCAAUUCUGGCAAUAAAAGUAUUUCAGAUGCUGUAAAA
Camelus dromedarius (Arabian camel) is the source of this 2737-nucleotide messenger RNA. RefSeq names its product phospholipase A2 group XV (gene PLA2G15). The transcript has 6 exons. The record is from RefSeq and is a predicted model, not a curated record. Gene Ontology annotation, cellular component: lysosome. Lineage: Eukaryota; Metazoa; Chordata; Mammalia; Artiodactyla; Camelidae. Gene Ontology annotation, biological process: phosphatidylcholine metabolic process; ceramide metabolic process. The coding region runs from base 113 to 1339 and encodes 408 amino acids.